CUCGAUGAUACGUAUUACAGACAGCGUAACGAAACCGCGCUAGCCCCAAAGCGGCAGGCUCGCCUUCGUCGCCAUGCCAGCCCAACUACUCCAGUCAUUCACUCUUAUAAUAUUAUUACCUUGGCCUGUCUUCCUACACUUCAGCCGCUAGAGCUUUGUGUUUCAAGAAGCCGUCCUACGGCGCUAUCGCUCUUUUCUCCCAGACAAUCCUAUUGUUAUUCAAUAUCUGGUUGUCCAUUCUUGCAUCUUGCCUUUCUCUCGUGGUUGUAUUAUUCGAACUAGUCACGCUUCCCGCGGCCUCAGUUCCAGAGCGGGACAACGCCCGAGGUUGGGUGGACUUACGGUGUGGUUGUGAUCCGCCCCAAGCCCCAUCCUGGAGACCGUCUUCUUCAUACCUUCAUGCUGGAGUCGUCUGGAUCGCAGAGUCCCCCUCUUCACCCAUCUCCCUGCGUCAGUGAUAACGAUCGUUUCCCGACUCGGGAAUCCACCCCCGUGACCACGCCCCUGGGGUUUGGCGAGCCGUCGAGCAGCAGCCCGCACAGGGUCAUCAAGCAUUUGGAUCCCGAUUGGCUUCGAGAUUUAGUCGACUCGGAAAGUCAUCCUUCGCUCUGGGAAUCUGCGAUCACCCGAGCCCAUCUCGACACAGAUUACGACCUCUCUCUCUUCCGCUUCUCUCCUCCCUCGCCGUCUGGCAUCAUGGCAUCCGCGGCUCCCAUCGACAUUGCCACUCGUCAGACGUCUGUUUCCCCUCCGGGGCAGCAGGCGUCCAAUCUGACAUCCGCUUUGCAGAGAGCUGGCAACGGUGAACGUGCUGGAAGCAUAUCUCACGCGAGCGGCGUCGGUAUCAGUAUGUUCAAGACUGCCCCUCCUCGCAAGGACUCUAUCGGCGCAGCCUCGUCACAGUGGGGGAACGGCACAAAGCCCAUCUCGGUCACAGGUUCCAAUCGUGAUAAAAACCGUCGAGAAUCUCUCGCAGGAAGUUUAGUCGGUCAAAUGAGCUGGGGUGGAAUUUCUGUUGGCAGCUGGAUUCGCGAUGAUAUUAUUAUGACCGGUACUUCGCCGUUCACUUUCCAGUCGCCCUCCUUUCAUUCCUCCUCGUACCUUCCCAAACUCGAAGCCAACUUCAUGCGAGAUUUCUCCUGUUGCGGUGUGACGCUGCCGACACUCCACGAUCUCCUGCAGCAUUACGAAGAAGCCCAUGCGACUAAGUCAUCUCACCAGGGACCACGUCCGAGCCAGGGUGAUACCAGAGCCACUAUCGCAGCAGCGCUUGCUCAACAGCAGGUGCAACCGCAUGACAGUCACAGCCGUGGACUGCACCCCGACCGAUCCCCCUUGGACUUACAGCGGAAACUAAGUCAGAACCAGUCAGCUCAGCACCAUUCGGACCUGGAUACAAUAGAUGACAUGGAACUGGACGAGCCUCUUGGUGAUGCAGAUGGCUCAUCGCAAAUGUUUUCGCAGUCACGGAAUACUGGCCAGGGAGGCUUCGAGAGCUCCAACCAGAACAUCCCGCAGUUAAACUUGACUAUGCUUCCUAGCCAUCAAGGCUUCAAAGGGUCACAGCCUGGAACCCCUGUUGCUUCAGCACGUCCCCUCUCAUUGCAAAAUAACCCGACCGUGUCGUCUGUGAAUACGCCUACCCUGAUGGCAAACCCCCUCCAGAAUUCCCAAUUCCGAAAUACUCCCGACUCUUCUGGUCCGGGGACUCCUUCGGAAUUUGACGAGAGCGUCGUAGGCGGCUUUGGGGACAUGUCAAUGCAGAAUAACACGGGACAGAACCAGUCGCAAUUCCCGAGGUUCGCUAUCAACAAUGACAUGGUGGACCUUUGUAUCGAUGAGCCGGCGAAACGUCUUUUCAGCCCGAACGGUGGCUUUGGGGCCCACAACGCCCAUUUCAAACUCAGUGGUGCCCAGUACGGUCCUAACAGCGAUAUUGCGCGACGCAUUCGGGAGCAGCAGCUACUUGCUGGUGUUCCUGACACCUCGGUACUGCUUCCAAACGAAGAGCCCAAGCCAUUCCGGUGUCCGGUCAUAGGUUGUGAGAAGGCGUACAAGAACCAAAAUGGAUUGAAAUACCACAAGGCUCAUGGCCAUAAUAAUCAGCAACUACACGACAAUGCAGACGGCACCUUUUCAAUCGUCAAUCCAGAGACCUCGACUCCGUACCCAGGGACGCUUGGCAUGGAAAAGGAGAAGCCAUACCGAUGCGAGGUCUGUGGUAAGCGGUAUAAGAAUCUGAACGGUCUCAAAUAUCACAAGUCGCAUUCUCCUCCCUGCAACCCCGAUUUCCAACUUGCAAAUCGUAAUUUCAAUCUCGGCGGUGGGGUUAUGCAAGGUCAGAACAUCAACGUUGCUGGGGCGGGUCUCCCUGGCAUUGGUGAAGAGGGUCUUCUGUGAUCUCGAUGGAUUGCUCCUGCAUGGAUCCUCUGAUUAUACUUGGUUAACCAGCCCGACGAUUUGGACGAUCUCGUCACUUGAUACACAUGACUUUAACGACUGGUCCGAUACCUUGGAGUUGUUUUGGUAGUAUCUAUUCACGGCGCAUCGAGAUCCGUUGUCUUGGGAGAGCUAUGGUGCUGUUAGGUCUCAUAGACCAAGACCCAUGAGCUUCGAUAUGAACGAGCUUACUUUGCCUUUUCGAAAAUCGGAUGCAUUUCGUACGAAGACCAGGUUCUUGUCACUUUGGUCAGCUGGCAGAAAAAUAAAAAAGAAGAUAAUGGUUGAGUUCUGUUUUGGGUGUUUGAGAACAAAAAAAAGGAAUUGGAUUUCCCGGCCAGGUUUUAAGUGUUUUUUUGUCUUUUCUUUGAGUACCUCUGGGCGAAUGUUUUCAGGAUUGGGGGGACAAACGGAAAGGUCUUUGAUCAACUUGGGUGUGCAAGAAGAUAUCGAAGAAGAUAUCGAAAGGAAGACCCGAGCUUCUCUUCUCGCCUAAUCUUCUCUUCUUCGUUUCCGUUUUCGUCUCGAGCAAGGGUCUUUUUUUUUUUUUUUUGAUUCAUUCUUUUCUUUGUAGAUAGGACCUUUUGGUUGGCUUCUGGUUAUGUAUGCCUUUGCCUUCUUUCCCCUUCACCACUCAUAAUUUUAUUCUUUAUCACUUUUCUCUGUCACUAUUUUCUAAUUGGUUUGCAUUGCCAAUAUAGUUUCCCCCCUAUCAAACUCCCCUUCGUCUCAUAGACUUGUUUUGUUGUCUGUGUGUUUCCGUUUGCGUCUCUUCCCUCGAUCGAUCGGUUAUUUGUGUUUGCGUUGGGAUUAAUUGAUGCUGUCCUGUUCUCUGAUAUUACUAUUAAGAGGUUGAGAUGCAAAGUCAAAAAUAAGCAGUUCUUUUCUACUGUCCUUUGGGUCCUCGUACUUUGGAUUGCUGGAUGUAUGUGCCCUAAUACAAUGGGUUGUUAUUCAAAGCGUAUUUCAGGCACUGUCCACUCAUCUAUGCAAUAUUAUUUGUAUAUUCAUUCUCCUCCUUUAUGCUCCUAAUUAGAACUAGAAAAUGUAUCUAGCAGAGCGCGAGCUAUUAAAUCCCGC
Molecule: messenger RNA, 3519 nt
Organism: Monascus purpureus
Lineage: Eukaryota; Fungi; Ascomycota; Eurotiomycetes; Eurotiales; Aspergillaceae
Source: the annotation of a GenBank genome assembly